Molecule: messenger RNA, 834 nt
Organism: Aspergillus aculeatinus CBS 121060
Lineage: Eukaryota; Fungi; Ascomycota; Eurotiomycetes; Eurotiales; Aspergillaceae
Exons: 3
Source: RefSeq, a predicted model, not a curated record
GGCCCGAGCUCCCGAUCUACGAUCAUGUCGGUAGCAGCACCGUUACUGCUGCUACUGUCCUCCCUGGCUUCACCGGCCGGGGCAUUGCAUGCGACCUACGGUUCACCGUGCUAUGACGUCUGUAGCAACCCGACCAACACCACUUCCUCGGAGAUGGUCUGUCUGGACGAGUCGUACAACACCACCGAGACUGGCCGGAAGUUCCAAGAAUGCGUCUCUUGCGAACUACAGAGCAAUUACACCGAUGCUGAAACCCAGAUUAGUGACUUCAACUGGGGUCUCUAUAAUCUCCGGUUCGCAUUCGACACCUGUGUCUACGGGUAUCCGAAGGAUGUGAACACGGUUUCGACUCCGUGUCUGGUCGCGUGCCUGGGCCUGAGCCCGGCGUUCGAGUUUGAGCUGCUGAACCCGAAUCAGAACAACCUGCGGGCCUAUUGCGCCACGGGGGCAUUUGCCGACAACCACAUCGACACCUGUAGUAACUGCUACAACCUGACAAGCACGCAGGGGUAUCUGGCAAAUUUUCUCGAGGCGAUGCGUUAUGAGUGUCACUUCCCCGUGCCCACUGAUACGGCCUUUCCCAUCAGUCCAUCGGAUAUCUUUUCAGAAAUUCAGCUUCCCUUCUACAACAGGGAUCUGCUGAACAGCACGGCGCACGAUCCCAUCAACUACCGACUGGCGACGCUGAUCGGGCUUCCAGUGAUGGGGUUUGUGAUUUUCGUCUGUCUGUGCACGAUGAGUCUCUUCUUCUGCCUCGGCUGGCGGCGGAGAUAUGUCCGCCGUGAGCGGGCGUCGGAGCAGCAGCGAUGGAAGACUCUGGCUGCGGAGCACCCA